Messenger RNA from Populus trichocarpa (black cottonwood), 2168 nucleotides. Its product is annotated as probable Ufm1-specific protease. Bases 48 to 2018 code for a protein of 656 amino acids. The transcript is spliced from 13 exons. The record is from RefSeq and is a predicted model, not a curated record. Lineage: Eukaryota; Viridiplantae; Streptophyta; Magnoliopsida; Malpighiales; Salicaceae.
CAAAGCAUGAGCUUGAAGCAUUUUUGAGUUGAGCAGAGAUAGAAGAAAUGAAAGCAACGGAGAAGGUAACCGAUGAGGAUACAAUAAAAAUAUUUUGCCCUAGACUAGUACUAAUAAAAAAUGAACCGGGUCUCCAAUGGCUUAUCGGAUCUCCAUUUUUCCCUCCUUUCACUAUCAUUUCCACCUUAAAAUCCAUCCACACCUCCUCCUCCUCUUCCUUUCCAGACUUCAUCAAAGAAUCAGACGACUUGCGGACGCUGUUGAUAAAAGGAUUGGACGUAAUCGGAGCGUUAGUUGCUGGAGGUUCGAGUUCUGAUGAUGGUGAGAAGAAUGCUCGCGAGGCGAUUGGUUGGGCGAGGAAAUUGAGAGAGUUUGUAAUUGGUGGUGGAGGAGAGAAUUUGGAGAACCGAGAAUUAAUUGGUGCGGUUGCGGGUUUGAGUGGUGGUGAUGUUAAGUUUUUUGUGGAGAGAAAUGGAAAUGUAACGGCCUUUGAUAGUGUUGUUUAUGAAGAGAAUCAGGAGAAUUUUGUUUGGGAGAGAGGCUGUUUGUUUCGAUGUAAUCUACCUAUUAAAAUGCCGGUUUAUUUUCCGGUGAAGAACGAGGCUGAUGCAGAAAAGAUGUACUUGCGUGCAGCUGAAGCGGUUGCUAGCAGUUUCAAAGACCCAUUGGCUACCUACAUGGUAGAAAGAUUAAGCAAAGACAUAUCAAGUGUACCUCAACCUGUCAUUAUCCGUGGUGUAGACUUGGAUUUUAACACAGAUCUCACAAAUAUCAAGCUUGUGGAUGACAAAGCUGCUCAAGAUUCUGAUGCAAAAAAAUUGACAUGCGCACACUUUUGUUUGAAAAGCAAAUCUUCCCCGGGAUUGAUUUCUGUAGAGAAUGCAGAUGUAAUCCAAGUGAGCGUUCUGUUCAAUAGUUCAGGAAAGUCCCCUAAAUCUUCAGCUCCCCUUGCGGAAUAUUUUCCAGCUUUGGAAGAAGCCAGACUUUUUUUUGUGAAUUUUGAGCUGGAAGUGCUCUGCUAUGUGGCAAAGGAUCUUCUGCUGAUGUCUGCAAUUUCAAAGUUGAUCGUCCCUGCUUUAGUUGACCAGUUCAAUUCAAUGAAAAAGGCAGUCUUGCCCAAACUCUUAGUUCAACACCCACAGCUAUGUUCAUAUCACUUUAAUCCACCUGGGCUGUUGCAUCCUAUAACAGUUAUCUAUGAACUCAAUUAUGGGGAGACAGAAUUGAAACAAGUUGAAGUCAGAAGAUCCUUACACACGAGGCUGGGAUUACCUUUUGAUCGUCCGCUUCUAAGAAUUGCUAAUGCUCUUGAUUUCUCUAUGAUGAAGGAUGGUUCAGGAAACAGCUCUAAACGAAAAGGGCCUUCUUUGCUCAAAGAUGUACAUAUCGGGAUUCCAAGUAGCGGGGUCUCAGGAGGCGUUGUCUCUCUGGUUCAAGGUUCUUAUGAAUACCAUCACUAUCUUCAAGAUGGCUUUGAUGAUUCAGGCUGGGGCUGUGCUUAUCGCUCUCUGCAGACUAUCAUUUCAUGGUUCAGACUCCAACACUACACAUCCAUUGAUGUUCCUUCUCAUAGGGAAAUACAACAAGCACUUGUGGAGAUCGGAGAUAAAGAUCCUUCUUUUAUUGGAUCACGUGAAUGGAUUGGUGCUAUUGAGUUGAGCUUUGUUUUAGAUAAACUUCUGGGCGUAAGUUGCAAGAUCAUAAAUGUUAGAUCCGGAGCUGAGCUUCCUGAAAAAUGUCGAGAGCUGGCCUUGCACUUUGAGAAUCAAGGAACACCUAUCAUGAUUGGUGGUGGUGUUCUUGCAUACACCCUUCUAGGAGUUGAUUACAAUGAAGUGAGUGGAGAUUGUGCAUUUCUAAUACUUGAUCCGCACUAUACUGGCAAUGAUGAUCACAAGAAAAUUGUAAAUGGUGGAUGGUGUGGAUGGAAAAAGGCUGUUGAUAGCAAGGGAAGGAAUUUCUUUUUACAUGACAAGUUCUAUAAUCUUCUCCUGCCGCAGAGGCCCAGCAUGGUGUAGUAGUAGGAGACAUAGAUAGAUAGACAAACAAUCUGAUACUCCCAAGGCUCAACCCCUUUAUGUAGAAAGUGAAAUCUUUUAGCAAUUUGCUUGACAUGAAGAGUGUUAUAUUUAGUAGGGGUUGAUAUAAGCCACAGGCAAAUUUCUCAA